Molecule: messenger RNA, 465 nt
Organism: Anthostomella pinea
Lineage: Eukaryota; Fungi; Ascomycota; Sordariomycetes; Xylariales; Xylariaceae
Source: the annotation of a GenBank genome assembly
AUGGCAUCCGAGAAGGAAUCCGAGAAGCCCACCGGUAUCAACCAGCGAGACAUGGAGAUCCUCUUCGGAGCACUCCAGUGCCUCAAGGCGCCCCUCCAGGUCGAUACCGACGCGCUUGCCAAGAAGCUCAACUCCAAGAACCGUCACGUCGCCUCCACCCAGCUCGCGGCUGUCAAGAAGGAGUACAACAUCGGCGUCCCCGUCUCGGACUCAGCCACCACCACCCCGACCGGUAGCCCCGAGGGCAGCGCCGCCGGCAAGGGCUCCCCCCGCAAUGCCAGCACCCCGCGAAAGCGCAAGGCUGCCGCCCCCACCAAUGGUGUUAUGACCGGCUCUCCGCUGAAGAAAAGCAAGAUUGUUGACCAGGACCAGGACCAGGACGAGGACCGGUACGCUGACCGAGAUGCCACUUUGCUCCAGCUCCUGAAGGGCGCGGAUGACGGUGCGGAUGAGGGCGAGGCUUAG